CAACAAAAAUACAUUGUCCGGUGCAUUUGACGGCGAACAGUCGACGCGCGAGCAUCCCGUGAAGUUCGGGUCGUUGACGUACGGAGGAGCGGCAAAAGAGAAAGAGAGAGAGAAAGGGAGGUGGGUCAGAGGCGAAACGAGAACGCGAAGGAGCAAAGCAAACCGCGACGUUUUCCGCUUCCGUGUGCACACAGCUGCGAGAGGCGCAUUGAUUUCUACUUCUUCUCGCGCGCACAGACGUCGCGUGGCGUACACGAUUCAGUGAUUCACGAAGCCCGUAGUACACACAGUGAGAGUGUCGAAAAUGGUGUCCGGCGGCAUGGCCUGUGUCAAGUACCUGCUGUUUCUCUUCAACCUGAUCUUCGCGAUCACCGGCAUCGUAUUUAUUUCGGUGGGCGGUGUGAUUCUGGUUGUUUACAGCGGGUACAGCAAUUUUGUGGAUAGUUGGUUCUUUGCAGCCCCACUCUUAAUGAUAGUAGUCGGUAUCAUAGUCUUCCUUGUAUCAUUCUUUGGAUGCUGCGGCGCUGUAAAGGAGAACCACUGCAUGAUAAUAACGUUCUCGGUCCUGCUGAUGCUGAUAUUUAUUCUGGAAUUGAGCGCUGGAAUCACAGGUUACCUAAUGAGAGGAGAGGUUGCUAAUAUGUUAGAAAAUCGUCUGAAUGGUACUUUGCGACAAUAUGAGCUUAAUCCGGAUAUUCGCCGUUCGUGGGAUAUUAUGCAGCAUGAUUUACAAUGUUGCGGUAUGAAUAGCCCUGCGGAUUGGCCCCAUAUUGGUUUCCGUGAUAAUACUGUUCCCGAUUCCUGCUGCAAAGAGAUUCCUACUCAGAGCCGAUGCGAUUUAAAUUCGAUUCACGUAUACAGUGACGGCUGCAUGAUGAAACUGCAAUCUGCUAUAGAGAAUAACGCUAUGAUCCUGGGAGGAGUAGGCAUAGGGGUAGCCCUCAUACAAUUGAUCGGAGUAGUCUUUGCGUGCUGUCUGGCUCGCUCAAUUCGUCGCGAGUAUGAGACUGUCGAAACCACAGCACACUGAUCUGCCAUCAAUUAGGAGGCAUUUUUCAUAAUAUUGUUCAUCAUACAUUGAUUAAUAAAUACUUGUAGAUUCAUUACGACCGUAAUCAUUCUUACUGUGCUUACAAAUAUAUACUCAAAGAGGAAUGAUGUCACAAGUAUUUAGUGUACAGCGAUACCUUAAGUUAGCGACGUUUCGGUAUGUAUGUAUGUAAUGCAUGUGAAAGUACAUACUUCUGAGGGAAUGCAAAUUGAUGUCCCUCGUUACUUCGCUUUUUUCUUAUAAAAUAAAAAAAGACAAAUGAAGCAGCAAUAUGCAUUGAAUAUUAACAUAUCCUGUUAAAUUUAAACAUCAAAUUACUGCCAAUAUCUGCCAAAAAUGUAACAUGCAAUAUAAAAGCAAAAAGAAAAGAGAGCAACUAGUCGAAAAUGUAUACGAUCCCGUUUAUCAGAAAUUACAAUGAAAUGUUGAUCAAUUUUGGCACAUACAAUAAAAGGUGCCUGUUAAAUUAUGUGCCAUGAUGCAGUCUGAUCAAUUUUUUUCGUGCGACAUGUUUAUACAAAGUUUGGUAAUCUUUUACGAAUUAUGUACAAUCUCUGUAUUAUUAUAAGAAAUAGCAUCUAAUGUAGCCAUCAUUCCUCUUAAUUUUUGCCAGAUUUAAACAAAAAAAAAAAAAAAAAACAAAAACGAGCAUUUCUGCAUAAUCUUCCUCGAAAUGCAGAAAUGGACAAAUUAUGUAACGGUUAAUUGCAAGCAAACUUGUGUUCUGAUAUAAUUUAAUAUUACCAUAAACUAGUAUGUAUUAUAUUUGAGUACAUGCAGUCUUGGCAUCUGUUUUUAUAAUGCCUCCUCAUCUUUUUCUCUCGACAAAAAGUACAGUCUCUAAUACUUAUAAUAUAUACGAUGUUGUAGUAAUCUUGUAUUAAAUUUAUAAUAAUUUUCUGUGUUCUACAAAGAAAGAAAAACAAAGAAAAAGCAGUGUACUCUUAUUCGUAAUCGACGGUGCCCCGUGAAAUAUAUAUACGUAUACGUGUAUAUAUAGUAUCAUUAUGUAAUAUUGCAGAUGUACACAAAAAUUCUGUACAUUAUUCUGUACCGAUGAUGUAACAAAAUUAGCGCAUCUUAACAUCUAGCUCGAUUAAAACGGAGUAUCAAAUGGAAGCUAGCUCUAUCCUGUCAAUAAUUUAGCUUGUAAUGUCAGUAAACUCUGAUAUUGAUUCUCUCUUUGUGCUUCAUUGUAUUAUAUGCUAUUGACAGUCUAUUGCUGCAAAAACAUUUGUGCAUGUUUAGUGCUAAGUUCAUUCAUAUUUGGGACCAAGGCAAAAAGAUUAAUGUUAUUUUUACUGAGCAACAAGUUAUUUCUAAAAAGAAAUAAAUGAUUUAAAUGAUAGCCAUGUGAUAUAUUAAAAAGACUUUUUGAACCUCAUUCCAUUUUCCAGUCCAAAAGAGUUUUCAGUAAUAUUGGAAAAUGAAUUAAAUGAGAACGAAUUACGAUGAUACCAUUUGUUCAUUUGCUUCCAUUUAAAAAAGAAACAUUUUUUUAAUGCAACUUAAAAAUUGAUGUCAAUUGGAUGCCAACAGUAACAUUAUGUGCGUUUAAGUACAUCGAAAAUAUAUGUUCUUUUUAGAUUUGUACGUAACAAAUGAAAGAGAAAAAAAAUUUAGAGAUUUCACUGCGUCUUGUCGAUUUCACGAAUUCAAGUACCACGACUUAAAUUUGAAUUAUGUAAGUUUCUGUAGUCUUGUGUAUACAACAAAUGCAUGAAAUUUUACAACAUUCCUUUAGACAUAUGUACCGAACGUUAUAUUAGAACGUAUAUGUCUGAAAAAAUGGAGAACGUAUUUAUUGCAAAUAAUUUAUAUGUAAGAACAAAGAGUAUUGAUAUAUUUAACUAUUUUACAAUAAUGUUGAAAUAAUUUAAAUUUACCAUCGGCACACACGUACACACACACGUACACAAGUGGCAAAUGCACAAGAUCUCAGAAAUAAACAUGAACGUCCGUAGGAUAACCAUUGCAGAAACAUAGAAAUAAUAGCUAUGAGAUAUUAAAGUGUGCCUAACAUAGUAACGUUUAUGUUAUAAGUUAAUAGAGAUUAGAAAGCAUUUUCAAUGAUAUUAAUCUAUCGACCAUGCGCAAUGUAGCUUCGAAACUAGCACUUGUCCGAAACGUUUGCUCCUUUUGAUUAUAUAAAAUCAUCUGUUUUUGUCAGAGAUUAAUUAAAAAUUUUAGACUCUGUAUGUAUUAAUUGUACCAGGCAACGCAAAAGACUGACGAAGAUUAUUGUAAUCAGUAUUAACUAACAUUGGUAUUUUACAUACAAUAUAUACAUAUUAUAUAUAUUAUAUAUAUAUAUACACAUACUCACACACACGCACGCACACAUACAUACAGACACACACACAUAUACACACACACACACAUAUACACAAAUGACUUUGUACUAAAUUCUAUUUUGGCUGCUUAUGUUAUUUUUUAUUAUAAACGUAAAUUAUUAGUCAGUAUCGUUAAAGUGAUACAAAUGUAAUUUCGUUAUUACAAUGUAACUAAUUUACGGCAUUUUAGGAGCCAACAUGUCCUUAGCACAUAUUCAUCUAGCUUUUAUGUAUACUAAUAAAUUUAAUGACACUAAA
This is a messenger RNA of Solenopsis invicta (red fire ant), 3642 nucleotides long. Its product is annotated as CD63 antigen-like. The record is from RefSeq and is a predicted model, not a curated record. Lineage: Eukaryota; Metazoa; Arthropoda; Insecta; Hymenoptera; Formicidae. Gene Ontology annotation, cellular component: membrane. The transcript has 6 exons. The coding region runs from base 305 to 1030 and encodes 241 amino acids.